AUGGCGAAUUCCAGUACGCAUUCACCACAGUAUCUUGCCGAGACGAACGACCCAGGUCUCGAUCAGCGCGGUAGCAUCGCGUUCAUUGUGAUUGAUACGUUCUUUUUGAUGGUAUUCUAUACUAGCCGGUAUCUCAAUCCCAAGGCGGUGGGAACGCCCAUGUUGAUUUGCAACACGUUGGCCUACGUACUUUGCCUAGGCAGCGCGGUAACGGGAAUCUUGAUGGUGCAGAUAGGAGGGGUGGGUUAUCAUGUGGCUGCCGUUCCCAUUACCACCUUCCAAACCUGGCUGAAGCUCUCGAAGGUUCUCGAAUUCACAUAUACGCCUGCGGUCAUGUUUGCCAAACUUGCCGCUCUGUCUUUGUACUAUCAGGUAUUCGAGAUCACUAUCUACCGGCGCAUAAUGAUCGGCAUCGGCAUAAUCAUCGUACUUCAAGGCGUCAUCUCUUUCAUCCUGGCUUUCUCGAUCUGCAGACCUUUCAGAUACUUUUGGACUCAAGCGGUCAACCCAAAUGAUGGGACAUGUGGAGACGUGAUGCUUUUCUACAAGAGCUACAGCAUCCCAAGCCUGGUCACAGAUGUCGCGAUGCUGGUGCUUCCGUGGCCGAUACUGCUAAAGCUUAAUGUCCAAACCGCAGACAAGAUUGGUCUCCUCCUGACCUUCUUAGCUGCUUCCAUCGGCAUCGUCACAUGCGCUCUCCGCUUUGUGGUGUUUUUCACAACGCCGCUGUUUUCAGACCCAACAUGGUACGCCUCUGGAGGCCCGAUGCUGUAUGCACUAGUGGAGCCAAGCAUCUACAUGAUUGCCUCGAUUCUUCCCACGACACGGCAUCUAUACCAUCGGUUGCGUACCCAGGCGCGACAAGCCGCGCAGUCCUUGACUUCGAACAGCGGUAGCAAUCCAAAGGAAUACAGCGCCACCGAUCCAGAUGUCGAACUGGCGCGCUUUGAUAAAAGCAAAUCAAGCAGUCGUAAACUCACGCGACGAGGCGAGCUCUCAACGUGGCAGACCGACACACGCUCUAGUCAGGAAGGAUUGACCCUCGAGGACCACAGCUGUACCGAGACGCCGAGCGCCUACAGCGCGCACAAGCAUGAGGCCUGCGCAUACUAA
This is a messenger RNA of Didymella exigua CBS 183.55, 1113 nucleotides long. RefSeq lists its product as uncharacterized. The transcript is spliced from 3 exons. NCBI's taxonomy places the organism in Eukaryota, Fungi, Ascomycota, Dothideomycetes, Pleosporales, Didymellaceae. Bases 1 to 1113 code for a protein of 370 amino acids. The record is from RefSeq and is a predicted model, not a curated record.